Messenger RNA from Trichoderma gamsii, 3753 nucleotides. RefSeq lists its product as hypothetical. The transcript is spliced from 3 exons. Lineage: Eukaryota; Fungi; Ascomycota; Sordariomycetes; Hypocreales; Hypocreaceae. The coding region runs from base 1 to 3753 and encodes 1250 amino acids. The record is from RefSeq and is a predicted model, not a curated record.
AUGGAUGGCUACCCCUUGGGAAGCCUCGAUCAUAAUGUGCCGCUCAUCGUGGUGUCGGGGUUGAAUUCAGAUCCGCCAGAGCAACCUCCCAAGGCCAAUGGCCCGGGAAUCCUCCUUCGAUCCGAUCUGCCGCCUCUAGAGAGCAGAGAGGCGAACUUUUUGCAGUCGUAUUUUCAAGAGGUGGACGAACGUGGGACCUCAUGGACUGCAAUCACGAGGGACGAGCCCUUUAGGGUUCGCAUCAAGACCGUUGGUAGAUCCUAUGUACUUCCAUCUCGACGAGCCCGGCUGCCUGAAACGAUCGAACCGAUGACCACGGCCCCGAUACUGCACUCGCCUUUCUCGCCCCUCAGCCCUUCGUCAGCUCUAUACCCAGACGGGCUGAUUAAUGCGCAAUGGAUCAAGAAGCACCAGGAAGCGAUCCCUAGCAUAUUCGUGUGCUUCCAAACACUGAUCAGCGACCCAAACAUUGCUACGCUGGGCGACAACAAGCUAAAGACAGAUCUUAAUCACAUAAGGGCGACCUUGGUAGAAUCGGGUUAUAAAACGCGCUUGGUUGUGAUAAUUCUGGGCGAUGAAGAUGCCAGGAAAUUGACUGCUGAUAUUAUACAAGAUCGGCUGGAGAAUAUUCGAAGGGGAACUGGCUUAGAUCCCAAAUCAAUCUUCUACGUUACGCCCCAGGAGUCGCCGUCAGAUUUGAAGAGAGUGAUGGAUAGCGUCCUCUCCUUGCUGUACACCACGUCCAUUGAGUAUUAUCGAGACCUUGGGAGGCAUGCUAGGAAGAAGCGAUCCCGAGGAAUCGUUCCUCAGCCAACAGUGCCGCCAACUUCUGGGACGUCGCAAACGUUAUCGCUGUCCGACUGGAAUUUUCGCUAUGAUUUCAAGUUGGCUAUUUUUGCUGAAUUCCGCCAAGAAAUUGACGCGGCGAUCCGAUCUUUUGAACAGGCGUACGAGAUUUUGCUAGGCCAAGAUGUUCUUGAUAUUAUCCCCAGUUGGAGCCCUCGCUGGAACGAGGCACGGCUUUUGGCUGACAUAAUCUCUAUCCGCUGUUUGCGAAUGCACCUAUGGAUGGGACAAACGAGCAUGGCGGUUAGGAGAUGGCAGGCUCAUCGCGACCGCAUCAGCGAGUUUGUUGAUGCCAGAGGAAGGGGUACAAACAACUAUGGCUGGCAAGCUUGGGAAGCCCGGUGGGCGAUGGUGAUGGCUGGUCUUAUUGAGAAGACUGAGGUUCCUGGCCUGGGGCCUUCGACUAUGACCAUCUUUCUGCAGCCAGAAAAAACACUUAUUGGAGAACGAUUACAUCCGUGGGAGUUAUUGCACCAUACGGGUUAUUGGUAUCGAAUUGCUGCGCGCCAUCUCGGAGCUCGCAAAGCAUUGGCUCAUAGGAUCCCCGACGAUGAUAGAGGAGCGCCAGACGCUUCGCCCGCGUCGAGGUUGUCUAGCAAAGCAUACCGUUAUGAUACAUAUAUGUGCCCUCCGCCCCACGAAGAAUAUCCACUGAACGGAAAGGGAGUCAAUCAUGCACAACUGAUAAUAGACUGUCUCCUCAACGCGAGGGGUCAAUUUCAAGCAAGAAAGCAGCACCGAAUUGCGGCAGAGAUAUCUUUGGAGUGUGCAAGAGAGAUGGCCACAAUUGGGGCAUGGAAUGAAGUACUAGGAAUGCUCCGACCUCUAUGGGAAGAUAAAUCCUUUCGCUCUGAAUGGUGGCUCGACAUUUCUGAAGAAAUCUUAUGGCUUGUGAGACGAGCAGCGGCGGAGACUGGGCGGGCGGACGUUGUGGUCGCCACUGAUUGGGAACUAAUGGAUAAACGCUUUAGACGAAGGGAAAACUGGCAUUACGAUCUUAGCAAGUCUCUAGAUGGAGUAACCUUGGACACGAAGCCAUCUAUUAGUAUAUCUGACGAUUUAGCUUCAUCGUUUUUAUCAGCAUCGUUUGUUUUCCGCGCCAAAGAGGGCCGGGCUGGCGAAACGUGCUUGGCCCAGCUGUCCCUCAAUUCUGAAGCGCUUAGUGUGGCCGCUCCAGUUACUUUAUCUUCGAUUCGAGUGGAAUUUGAAGGACAUCUUAGACCAAUCACGCUCGUGCAUGACUCGGCCCUGCACAUAGAUUCUGCGGAAGGACCUAUAUCUUUGGCGGCUGUAUCAUUGACCGAACAACUUGGAGGCGAUGAAAAGAAGGACAAAGGUGAAAGCGAAAACGAAGUCGAGGAAGGGGACCAAGACGAAGGCGAAGACAAAAAAGAGGACGCAGAUGAAGACAACAAGGACGAGAAAGAAGAUCAACUGACUGGUAGAUGCGAUCUAACACUGAGACCGGGCCACCGACAAGUGUUUGAGAUGAACAUACCUCUACGAGAGCCAGGAGAGGCGUCGGCAUCUACGCUAAUUUUGUCUUACAAAGCCGACACAUUUGAACUGGAUUAUAAGUUUUCAUUGUCAGAACUAGGCAAAGUCACAGGAUGGUUCGUUCAAGGCUCGGUGAAACCGCGAUUGUCCAGACCCAACGGACAUAUUCUACAUAUACAACCACGACCUCCUAAAAUGAAGCUGAGGUUGAUAGAGCCCCUCGAGCAGUACUAUGCAAAUGAGCCGAUUGCACUGCGGAUUGGCCUAUACAAUGAAGAGGACGAUUCUGCCAACGUGAAAUUGGACGUUCGGAUCAUUGGAAAGGGAAUCCCUCGGUUCCAAGUCCAAGCUGGAGAACAUAAGCGAGAGGUGGAUGCUACCGAGGAAGAGUCUCAAGUUACGGACCUUACUCUUGGCCACAUAGCCAGUUCCUCUUCGUUGGAGGCGUCAAUUCAUCUCGACCCUGCACCAGCGCCUACGGUAUACGAAUUGCAGAUUCGAGCAGAUUAUCAUUUGGAGUCAGACGCUGCAACACCAAUUGUUCAGGUGUUGCCUAUCCACCUCAAUAUUGUGAAUGCGUUUGAAGCCAAUUACGACUUGAUGCCGCGACUCCAUCCAGAUCCCUGGCCGAGCCUUUUCGACUACGAAGACCUACAAGACGUAUCCGAAGGCGAUGUUGUUCCGGCAAAGGGACUCACGCAGCAAUGGUGUCUUGUUUGCCACUAUGCAUCGUUUGCAACCGAAGAUUUAGACGUAAUAGGCCUCGACAUGCAGGUUACGUCGGUGACGCCUGGCGGACGGUGCCGUGUUGUAAGCCAGCCCGAAUUCUCCGCAGAUGGCAUGAUUGUGGCACCCAAGACGAUGUAUGAAGCUCGGUUCGAUCUAGUAGCAGAAAAGGUCACGCUGGACGACAGGCAUCCAGUCGCAAUAGAUUUGGCACUCGUGGUCCGCUGGCGACGACGGCGAUCUACGGAUGGGGAGACUGGCCUAGUUAACGUCACGACAAUGAUAGUUGGGCAGUACAUGGUGCUUGGGACGGAGCCUAGAGUGCUGGCAUCGGUGCUUCACAGUUCGCAGGAGAAGACUGGCCUCGUGCGGCUCGACGUUACGAUUGAAAAUCCAUCCAGCCACUUCUUGACAUUUGGUCUGGCGAUGGAACCAAGUGAUGCAUUCGCUUUCUCCGGAUCCAAACAGACGACGAUGCACCUGCUACCGAUGUCGAGGCGCACCCAGACUUACCGUCUGAUGCCACUUGUACGAGGCGUGUAUGUACGGCCAGGACUGGUGGUAAGAGACAAGUACUUCCAGAAGGUGCUUAGAGUUAUACCGACAGAGGGGAUGAAGAUUGACAAAGACGGCUUGCUGGUUUGGAUCCCUCCGGUGCAAGAAACUGAAGAGAAGUCAAACUAG